Molecule: messenger RNA, 953 nt
Organism: Corythoichthys intestinalis (scribbled pipefish)
Lineage: Eukaryota; Metazoa; Chordata; Actinopteri; Syngnathiformes; Syngnathidae
Gene: gpx2
Product: glutathione peroxidase 2
Exons: 2
Biological process (GO): response to oxidative stress
Molecular function (GO): glutathione peroxidase activity
Source: RefSeq, a predicted model, not a curated record
AUGCAAUGGAGAGUGAGUUCAGGUUUCACAGGGAGGUCAUUUGUCAUCACGAGCAGUGAAAAAGAGUCAUUUGACCCGAACUACUCAAUUGAGUCAUGUGACAACCGGUCCUAUUCGGUGGUCCGACUUCGCUCCAGUGCAAACCCUGUGCUGCUGAGGAUGGCGUUCAUAGCCAAGACCUUCUAUGACCUGAGGGCCACAACGCUGGACGGCGACCCGGUGGACUUCAACGUGUACCGCGGGCGGGUGGUUCUGAUAGAGAACGUAGCCUCGCUCUGAGGUACCACCAGCCAGGACUUCAAUCAGCUCAAGCUGCUUCAGAGCAAGUAUCCGCAUCGAUUGGUGGUCCUGGCCUUCCCUUGUAACCAGUUUGGGUAUCAGGAGAAUUGUAGCAAUGGUGAGAUCCUAAAUUCCCUGAAGCACGUACGUCCAGGUGGAGGAUUUCAGCCCAACUUCACCAUCUUUGAGAAAUGUGACGUCAAUGGUGCAAAUACACAUCCCGUCUUUGCCUAUCUCAAAGAAAAACUCCCCUUUCCCGGUGAUGACCCUAACCACCUCAUGCAGGAUCCCAAAUUCCUGGUUUGGAGUCCCGUCAGCAGGACGGACGUAUCUUGGAACUUUGAGAAAUUCCUCAUAGCGCCCGAGGGAGAGCCGUUUAAAAGAUACAGCAGAAAAUUCCCCACCAUUGAUAUUGAGCCUGACAUUCAACGAUUGCUAAAAUUAACAAAAACCUAAGAGUAUAUUUUUAACACUACAUGUUUAAGUCUUAUUGAAUGAAGGUGAUAUUAUGAAAUGUAACGGUAAUAUCAACUGAAGAUUUAUAAGUUCUUAAAUUAAGUGUUUAUUCUUAUUUUUUUGUCAAAUGAACGGUAUGUUUUCGAUGGUAGAACUCGAGUUAGUGAUGAACUACACACCAUUGUGAUUUUCAUACAAACACUAAAGCAGUAGUAAAG